CUGUUUGGUCUCCAUCCGCCAGACACCGGAUCACGUGAUCAGACUGCCUGAUAUUGGAAGGUGGCGGCUGUCUACUUAACUCUUUUCCACACAAAACUGCAUUAAGAUAGAAGGACUUUUAACUGUGUUCUCAUAUUGUUUCAAUUUAGAUUUGUAUUUUUAUUUUUUUACAAAAAAGGAACGCUAGUUUUGCAGGAACAUGAAACUUAUUAUUCUCGAUGACUACGAGGCGGCCAGCGAGUGGGCUGCAAAAUACAUCAGGAACAAGAUUUUGCUUUUUAAAGCUGGGCCGGACAGAUAUUUCACUCUCGGACUUCCUACUGGAAGCACCCCACUGGGCUGCUACAAGAAACUUAUAGAGUACUACAAGAAGGGAGAAAUCUCUUUCCAGUAUGUCAAGACGUUCAACAUGGAUGAAUAUGUGGGACUUCCCAGAGAUCACCCUGAGAGCUACCAUUCCUUCAUGUGGAAUAACUUCUUCAAGCACAUCGACAUAAGAGCGGAGAACACUCACAUCCUUGAUGGCAACGCUCCAGACCUGAAAGCAGAGUGUGACGCCUUUGAAAAGAAAAUAACAGCAGCUGGGGGCAUCGAGCUGUUUGUCGGCGGCAUCGGACCGGAUGGCCACAUCGCCUUCAACGAGCCCGGGUCCAGUCUGGUUUCUAGAACCAGGGUGAAGACGUUGGCAAAGGACACCAUCAUGGCUAAUGCUAGGUUCUUCGACGAUGACCUCUUAAAGGUGCCCACCAUGGCGCUGACUGUCGGAGUGGGCACCGUCAUGGACGCAAAAGAGGUCAUGAUCCUCAUCACAGGGGCCCACAAGGCAUUUGCCCUUUACAAAGCCAUCGAAGAAGGCGUAAACCACAUGUGGACUGUAUCUGCCUUCCAGCAGCACCCACAGACUGUUUUUGUAUGUGACGAAGAUGCCACCUUGGAACUGCGGGUUAAAACAGUGAAAUACUUCAAAGGGAUGAUGCAUGUGCACAACAAGCUGGUAGAGUUACCUUCUUCAGAGCCCAAGAAGUAAUGCAGUUUGGAGGGGUGAUUAGUGAACAUUUAAAAAAAAAAGAAGCAUUCCAAUGAUUUGUUUGUUUUGGCAGUAAACUGUGAUUUGUUA
This is a messenger RNA of Nerophis ophidion (straightnose pipefish), 1117 nucleotides long. RefSeq names its product glucosamine-6-phosphate deaminase 1 (gene gnpda1). Gene Ontology annotation, molecular function: glucosamine-6-phosphate deaminase activity; identical protein binding. NCBI's taxonomy places the organism in Eukaryota, Metazoa, Chordata, Actinopteri, Syngnathiformes, Syngnathidae. Gene Ontology annotation, cellular component: cytoplasm. The record is from RefSeq and is a predicted model, not a curated record. Bases 200 to 1027 code for a protein of 275 amino acids. The transcript is spliced from 7 exons. Gene Ontology annotation, biological process: D-glucosamine catabolic process; N-acetylglucosamine catabolic process; N-acetylneuraminate catabolic process.